AAUAAACCGAAAACGAUAAACCGGGUUUCGGUCUGGUAAGGAUGGUGAAGAAAUUGAUAUAUUGUUUAAAAAAAACUAAUAAAUAAAAUUUGCACUAUUAUUAUUAUGAAAAUAUAAUUAAUGAUAUGAUAUAUUGUUAAGAUAAUAUAAUUAAUAAAAUUGUUAAACUGAGUGAAAUAUAAAAAUACAAUUAAUGUAAUUAUAUUAAAAAUUACUAAAAGAACAAUAUAACUUUUUUAUACUGCUAUCCAUGUUUCCUAACAAAUCUCAUUAAUAUUAUUAUCCAUAUUUCCAAGCAUUACGAAAAAUAUACUUUAAUUUUAAUAAUAUAGAUGAGAAUAAUCUAUGCAAAGCUGAAACCAUUACUCAACAACUGAUUCCCAAUCCAAAUCAGAACAGAAGUCUCAACAACUUCAGAAUAAUUAGGGGGGUGUAUUGAAUUGAGGAUUUUAAAGUGUUUUGGUAUUUCUUUAAAAUCUCCUGUUAUUCAACUAAUGAUUUCUAUUUUUUUCUUCAAAUCCUGUGUUAUUGAAUAUGAUAUUUAUCUAAAGUAGCUUAAAAUCACUUGUAAUCCACUGUUAUUCAAUUAACAAUUUACUAAAAGUAAAUCAAAUCUACUGUUAUUCAAUGAUAAACAAUUUUAAAAGAAAAACUUUAUGAAAUGGAUUUGAAACUAUUUUUUUUUGUUAUUUUCAGUCAAAACUAUCGUUACACAAAUCCCACCAUUGUACCUGUUAUUUGGAAAUACCCAAAAUCAAAUAAAAAAUUGACCACACCUAUGAGAACAGAGAGAGAACAAGAAAGCGAGAGAUCAGAGACGAAGCUUUCCAGAAAAGUACUGAACUUUUGAUUCCCUCUUGUUCAUGAAUCAAUACCCAAGUCGACAAUUUUGGAAGCCAAAGAUUCGAUUUUGGAGUCUCUCAAACCUGAAGGGAGCCCUUUGAUUGUUAGAUUUGAUUUCGUCUCGAGCUUUUCGUUGGAUCCGAGAAAAAGGUUUUGUGCUCUGAAGAAUCUGAGGUUGAGCUAAGGCACACGUCGAUUGAUUUGUUCCUUUGGUGUUCUAUCAAAAGCUUUGGUUCACCCAAAUAAUCUUUGCUUCAACUCUCCAAACUCAAAAGGUUGAGGAAGUAUUCUUCUACGAGACUGCUUGCCAAGUAUGAAAGCUAAGGUAGUAGAUUAGAGCUUUGGUUCUGUCCUUCCAAGUAUGCAAGCUAAGGUACUGCUUGACAAGUAUGCAAGCCAAGUUACCUUCCAAACAAUGGGAGAUCCAAAAGACGUAAAAGGUAAAGGUCAAUACCACUCAUGGUCUGGACCUGAGCACAAGUUGUUAUUGAGGUUACUAGUGGAUGCAAUCAAUCAAGGUUUUCGUGAUGCCAGCGGCAAAUUCAACAAACUGACGGUCGAAUCCAGAAUACUAACAACUCUACAGCAAGAAGUUGGAUCUAAAAAAACCUACGGUCAGUAUAAAAAUAGGAUGAAAAUCUUGAAGGGUAGGUACCAAGUGUUUGCAGAUUUUCUUCGUUGUAGUUCUGGUUUUGGGUGGGACUCUGAAACGAAAAAAUUCACAGCAGAUGAUGAAGUAUGGAAGGUCUAUCUGCAGGCUCAUCCAAAUAAUAAAUAUCUGCGUGAUGAUUCGUUUGAAGAUUUUGAAGAGCUAAGGACUAUAUUUGAACAGAAUACUGCAACUGGGCAGAAUGCUGUGGGACUAGGUGAUUCUGUUGAUGCAGGAUCCUAUCAAUUUGAAGAGAACGAGAAGACAAAUGAUAAUAAUUUUGUCCACGUGAUAGAUGAGGGAGGAGGAAUAGAACACCAGCAAACAUGUGAACCUUCAUCAAGAAAAAGCAUUGGAGAAAAGCUUUCACAUAGAAAGAAAGCUAGGACGGAUUCAUAUAACUCGGAAAGGGUUUGUGAGGAAGUUACAGAAAUCAGUAGCCAAAUUUUUGACAUGAUUCAGAAAAGAUGGGUGAAGGAAGCUGAAGAAAAAGAAGCUGAAGACAAAGCUAACAAUGUUUGGGAUGCUAUCAAGGAAAUUCCUGACUUGGAUGAUGAUUUGCGUUAUGAGGCGAUGACCCUUGUUCACACCUUAGGCAUGAAAUCUGGUUUCGUGAAUAUGUCCAUAACAGAUCGUUGUGGAUGGAUUAAAAGAAAUCUCCGUAAACCAAGUGGCUGAAGUAACAUGAUCGGAGUUCUAAAGAUAGUUCGUCAUCUUGGAGUUUUUAUUUCUUUAAAGUUGAGUUUUUAUUAUUACUUUAGCUAUGGUUUUGUUUCUUCUUUGCAGAAUUGUUAUGAUUUUUGUUCUUUAUAUGUUAUGGUUUUUGUUUUUUUUA
This is a messenger RNA of Brassica napus (rape), 2327 nucleotides long. RefSeq lists its product as uncharacterized. The transcript is spliced from 4 exons. The record is from RefSeq and is a predicted model, not a curated record. The coding region runs from base 1205 to 2170 and encodes 321 amino acids. Lineage: Eukaryota; Viridiplantae; Streptophyta; Magnoliopsida; Brassicales; Brassicaceae.